This is a messenger RNA of Tarenaya hassleriana, 644 nucleotides long. RefSeq names its product late embryogenesis abundant protein 2-like. Bases 75 to 389 code for a protein of 104 amino acids. The record is from RefSeq and is a predicted model, not a curated record. The transcript has 3 exons. Lineage: Eukaryota; Viridiplantae; Streptophyta; Magnoliopsida; Brassicales; Cleomaceae.
UAUUUUUAUUUUAUUUUAUUAUAUUCACAAUAUUUGAUAAAACUCACCACACCGGAAAAAAAAAAAAAAGAACAAUGUCGUCGACUCAGGAGUUGAGCCACAAGGCCGGAGAGAUCACCGGUCAAGCUCAGAUCAAGAAGGAUGAAUACGUGAACAAGGCAUCAAACGCAUUGAACGAAGCAUCUCAGAACUCAGAGUCCGAUCAGAACAACCCUUCAAUCACUUCGCAGGCCUCAAGCUUCCUUCAACAGACGGGGGUACAAGUGAAGAGCAUGGCACAAGGAGCAGCCGAUGCCGUGAAGAACACACUCGGCAUGAACUCCGACAACAAUACCGGCAAUCCGACCACCGGCAGGAACCACCCGACCAACCCUGGUCCUCGCGUUUGAAGAAAUACGCAAUAAUAAUAAUAAUAUGUUCUCAAAUUAAGAUAAUAAUACAAAUUAUGGAAUUAUAUAAACUUUCCAUGAUUUGUAAUAGAAAGUAAUAUUCGAUAUUCGAUCUUGUUUUGGUAUUUGUUUAUUUGGGACGUGUGGUUUGGGGCAUUUCACAUGUCUCUCUCUCUUCGUACCCCUUAUAAGAUUGGUUAAUCUUAUGAAUCUAUCAGUUUUUUUAUGUCAAUAUAUGAUGCUCUCUUUAUUUAA